Molecule: messenger RNA, 2323 nt
Organism: Podarcis lilfordi (Lilford's wall lizard)
Lineage: Eukaryota; Metazoa; Chordata; Lepidosauria; Squamata; Lacertidae
Source: the annotation of a GenBank genome assembly
GGCGAGGGAGGGAGGGGGCGGGAGGAAUCUGAGGGGCUGCUGACGCGCAUCUUGCCCCCGCCGCGCAAAGCGGGCUGGGGAUGCGCGCCCGGCUGAGGCGCAGGCAUGGGGGGGAGGAAGCAGCAAACGUGCCCUCAGGCGAUCCGAAAUAGCAGGGUGACUCCCUUGCCUGCCUGCCUGCCUGACUCAAUCAACUCAGCAAAACCACCUCCGCUCCCCAACUCACUGCCCGGUGUGGGAGCUAGAGGACACACGCGCGCGAAACGGGACGGAACGCGCAACUGUACACGCAAGACGCGAUGGCGGGGGCAGCGCAAGAGCGGUGAGCCUCCGGGAGGCGGCCCCUCGCGCGACGGCGGCACGCAAGACCAUAUAAAGCUCCCGAGGGCGAGGAGGGAGGGGGCAGAAAUUAAAUCCGCCGGCCGCUCUCGUGCCCGCCAACGGUUUGCCCCGCUUUGCCCAACGGCCAAGCGAAACUUAUGCUGCCAGGUUAAAGCGAGGCGGCUCUCCUCAGACGAGGCUGGUCUGGAGUGUCGUGAGAGGGCGGCAAGCGGCUCUUCGGUUUCGUUCCUAGAAGGUGGUUCUGGUGGGGUUUUUCUGCAUCAGCAGGUGCCAAAAUAACGGGGUCAGACUAGGCACCUUGAUUUGAGGGGGGGGGAGGAGGGUCACCAAGCCUCAGAUUGCAGGGUGAGGCCUAGGACUACUGUCUUAAAUCCAAUAAAUAAUAAUAAUAAAUACAAUUUAUAAUUUCAAUACUUCUGCUUAGAGGUUUUAUGACAACCGGGAGGUACUUAAAUUUAUUAAAUAAAUACAGCGGUGGGCAGAUAAGAAGUCGUAAAUAAAUCAAGCUACCUCCGGUGAUCGCAAGCGUUAGAUCUCAAAGACAGGGCAAGGUGCUAACGGGUUUGGAUCUGCUGGGUUCAAAGCCCUGCAUCUCUCUCAAGGGGCCUCAUCACACAGUAAAAAAAGGAAAUAAUGACUGUCCCCACCCAAUUUCUACACUGGCCAGUACAAGCGAUUAGAGCUUGGGAUGCAGUGGUAAAUCCACAAUACCGCUCCACUGUGGCCCCUCAUUAGGAUUGCCUUUUAGGACUCAGCUCUGCUAUUGGGAGGAAAAUUCCGCUCAGCUCUGGCACAAAUUCAGACUUGCCCAUAGGAAAGCUCAACAAAUGGGGUCUUAAAAGAAUUCCUAGUUGCAUUAAAGUAGGUUCAAUAAUGAUGAUGAUGAUGAUGUGUAGGAACUGUAGGACUAAAUCGGCAAAGGGUACUAAGAGAUACAGUAGCUUGCUAAUUCCUAAAUCUCUAAUAGGUUGCAUUGGUUUCCCAUUGAGCACCCAGACCCACUAAUUACUAUUCCACCACCCAUGUAGCACCAAAAUGAUAUUGCUGUUUAAGCAUAAGUUUCUUCCAUUAUUUCAUUUAUUAAUAUUUUUAUUAUAGCAGAUUCUGUGGGCAAGCUUACCUCUAGUGAACACAACUUCUAAUGUUACUUUAUAUACAUAGGCUGAAAUGUUCCGAUAUAAUCCUGAGCACACUUACUUUCAAGUAAGUCCCUGUGAAGUUAAUAAACUCACUGUGAAGUAUUUGUGUUUAUUAGGUUAAUCUUCUACUUUCUCCUGCAGCUAUCACAGCAACUCCAGAAUCCCAACUCUGCUCAAAGCCUCACAUGCACCCUCUCAGCACAUCUAGUUGCCUCAAGUGCCUGAAGAAGAGGUGGGGGGGGCAAUGAGCAACAGGACAAGAGCUGAGAAUAUCUUUGAUAUCUCUGGAUCAUCCCUAUACCUGGUGUGCAUGUAUUUGCAUUACUAAGUUAAAAGCUUACCCAAUUCUUCCAGAGCUUGUAAUUCUGCAGAGCAGCAAGGCGUCUCUGGAUAGAACAUGUAGCAUUCUUCUUUAUUUUCUGAGGAAACCAAAAAAAAAGUCUUCAGAGAUAUGCUUUCAUCUACUUACCUUUGCCCUGGAAUUUCUUUAUCAAUCCCUGGAUGAAGAUCUGUCACACACAGUGAAAAAGACAGCUAUGAGUAUAUAGAUAGAACCUCUGAUAUUUCUAAUAACUGAGUCUUGGGACAAACUGGCUUGCUCCGUUGAUGGGAAGCCUAUCUUUUACCAUAUGCUGCUGAAAGCGGCUGGGGAGCGCGGGCCGCCAACAGCUGGGAGGUGAACAUGCAGCUCCCCCUGCCACCGCCAAGACUGGAAAGGUUUCAGCAUCCCCUUUAUCAUCUUCACUGUCAACAAAAACACCGUGUCACUACUCAGCUCAGGUACAACUGGAAACUGGUGCAGCUUAGAAAAAUGGAAAAAUAGUUAUUUUAGAUCAAAAUUC